This is a messenger RNA of Doryrhamphus excisus (bluestripe pipefish), 1998 nucleotides long. The record is from RefSeq and is a predicted model, not a curated record. Lineage: Eukaryota; Metazoa; Chordata; Actinopteri; Syngnathiformes; Syngnathidae.
GGUCACUGCAGUGUGUAGUAGCCAAGCGUUUCCGGUAGAUGGCAGUAUUUUACCGUCCCCAUUCUUCCCAUUGUGACCCCCAUCGUGGAGGCAAAAGCGAAGACAAAACGUUAGCAAGAUCGAAUCGCCUGCGUGCACUUUGUAGCUUCUCACGCUAGCUUAGCUUGCUAGCUGCUAACAAAGAGCCGCGGAAGUUGUCAACACGUCGCUAAGCAGAGAUCAAGCGAUUGAGAUCAAGUGUUGAGAUUGUCCGAAAAUGUGUAAGGUCCAAAUGCUGAGAGCGUUGCUCAAUCAGCGGCUAACUGCGGCUGUUGAAGAAAUAUUUGGACUGUUCGAAGUCAUGAUAGCGGAGUACGAGGGGGAACUUUCUCGAACAAAGGAGGAGAACGAGCGACAACGUCAAAUGCUGGACGCCAUUUUCAAGCCAGAGGAUGAAUUGCAAAGAGCGGAUGUGGACGAAGAAGACCUUCCCCCUGAGCAGCAGCAGCAGCAGCAGCAGUGGAGCUCCAGGGUGCAGCUGGAGGAGCCCCGGCCUCCCCACAUUAAAGAGGAAGAGGAGGAGCUGGAGCCCGGCCACAUUGAAGAUGAGGAGAUGGAGCCAGAGCCCACCCACAGUGAAGUGUGGACUCUGGAGGAGGGGGACUUCACCAAGUUCCCGGUGGUUCGUGUUAUCGUGAACGCUGACGAUGACGAAGACAAAGGUCAGCGUGAGGAGAAGAGGGGGGCGGAGCUCGCAAGCAGCAGCUCGGCCCACUGGGUGAAAACGGAAGUUGAUGGCGACCGCUAUGGAGGUUCACCAGCAGAGGGAGCGCCUCCGUCAGAUAGCGAGGACGCGUCCCACUCUCCCGACACCGAUGACGAAGACGCGAAAACUGACAAUCGAUGUCCCGGCGACAGCAAAACCCUGAAAUGUCCCGUGUGCAACAAGACCUUCACCUACGGCAGCUACCUGACGCGCCACAUGAGGAAGCACACGGGGGAGCAGCCGUACAUCUGCUCGGUUUGUGGGAAAGGUUUCUCGGAGAAGGGCAACUUGAUGAAACACUCCAGAACCCACACCGGAGAGAAACCGUUUUCCUGCACUAUCUGCAACAAGAGCUUCCGAGAGCCGUCGACCUUGAACAAACACAAGAGAACGCACACGGGAGAAAAACCUUUCAGCUGUUCGUUUUGCGGCAAAACCUUCUCCCAGAGCGAGCACAUGAAAAUACACACGAGAAGGCACACCGGCGAAAAGCCGUACACGUGCACCAUCUGCAACAAAAGCUUCAUCGACUGCUCCACCAUGGUUCGCCACAUGAGGACGCACACCACGCAGUAGCGGCAAACCUUAAGCUGAAUACGUGUGUGUGGUGAGACGCUACCAUCUCCAUAGAGGACGUGUGUGUGGUUGGACUCUACCAUCUACAUAGAUGUGGACGUGUGUGUGUGGUGAGACUCUACCAUCUACAUGGACGUGUGUGUGUGUGGUGAGACUCUACCAUCUCCAUAGAGGACGUGUGUGUGGUUAGACUCUACCAUCUCCAUAGAGGACGUGUGUGUGGUUGGACUCUACCAUCUACAUGGACACGUGUGUGUGUGUGGGGAGACUCCAUAGAAGACGUGUGUGUGUGUGGUGAGACUCUACCAUCUCCAUGGACACGUGUGUGUGGGGGGGGGACUCCAUAGAAGACGUGUGUGUGUGUGUGACUGAUGAGACUCUACCAUCUCCAUGGGAGAGACUCCAGGAGAAGUCUCCUGAACAGAGCCCGCUGGUGAGAUCAUCAGCAGCCCAUGAAGCCGUGGGACUUGAACUGGCUUAGAACGACGUCCGUCAGCCUGAGGCCAAGACGCACGCUGACGUGCUUUUAUUGUACAUAGAUUGACAUGUAGGACGUAGAUGAUACUUCCUGUCACUAAACAAGCACUGCUUUCUUCUAGACUAGAGACGUGUCAGAUAUACACCACAAUAAAUGAUGCAAGUGUUGGGUAAAUUGCCUCAACGGCGUGGUUACGUUU